GGGGUAGAGAGAGCCGUUACCCUGAGUAACGAUUAGAUAUACCCCGAAUCCUCAAUUUGAAGUUGUGAAACGGGGUCGCCGUAGGGGGCACAGAUAUUCAGGUAUUGCAACGAAAACAGAAUCGACGCAGACGCGAGAGCGAGCCAUAGUUGCUCGUCAGAAUGAGUGCGUUGUGUUGAGAUACCCGUCCCCUAGUGUUUACAAUUUUCUUUGGCAAAACUAAUCGGUGUUAUGAUUGCACAUUGUUGGAAAAUAUUUGUGAAAAUAGCACAGUGAUCAUUCGAUUUCCAAAUUGUUUUAUUCGAAAUUAUUCGUGAUACAGAUAUAUGAGAAGCACAGUGUAGGUAAAUACACUCAGUUGUAUUUCCCUGUGUUACUUCAAACUUGUGUCUUGUUACGAAAAUGGCGAAUCUUACAAAUCGCCGAUAUUCUUAUGGAAAUUUUGUAUAUAUCUAUAUGGAUAACAAAAAGUAAAACUAUUCUACGAUUCUAAUGUGGAAGAACUUUAUCGGAGCCAAGUAAGGAAAAAAUUUCGGAUAGUCAAAGAUGGAUGCAACAAUUGAGAGAGAGUGCAGUGCUUUGGGUGGCCUCUUUCAACAGAUUAUAACUGACAUGAAGAAUGGAGCACCAUUAUGGGAAGAUUUAAUUUCAAAAGCAACCAAAUUACAUUCUUGCCUAAGGGCUGCUAUUUUAGCUAUUUCUGCAUAUCUUGAAACCUUUCAAAAAAUUGCUGAUGCUGCAACUAGUGCAAGAGGUGCAACAAAAGAAAUUGGAACUGCUUUAACCCGGAUAUGUCUUAGACAUAAAGCAGUAGAAACACGAAUGAAAUCAUUUACUAGUGCUAUUAUGGAUUGCUUGGUGUUGCCUCUUCAAGAAAAAUUAGAAGAUUGGAAAAAAUCUUUAAUAAAUUUAGAUAAAGAACAUGCUAAAGAAUAUAAAAAAGCAAAAGCAGAAUUAAGAAAGCGAUCUACUGAUACAUUACGUUUGCAAAAGAAAAAAGCACGAAAAGGUCAUCAUUUACAAGGACAGACACAAGGGCAUGGAACAUUAUCAGGUGAUAUUGAAUUGAAUCGAAUGCUAGAAUCUUCAGCUGCUGUUGUUCAAGAAAAACGGUUAAGUUUAGAAGAAACGGAAAGAAAAGCCGUUCGCGCGGCUUUACUCGAAGAAAGGGGCAGAUAUUGUCUUCUUGCCAGAUUUUUGAAACCAGUACUUGAUGAAGAAAUUGCAAUGCUAAUGGAACUGACACACUUGCAAGAGGUUUCUGAUCAAUUACAACGACAUGCAGCCUCUCCACAUCAUUUACCUCCUGCAUCAGAGCAAGUGAUAACAGAUAUAAAAGGUUGCGAUGUAACACAGUGGUCACUUGCUACGCCACCUUCAAGUCCUUCUCUGUCACUUGGGUCAAGAAAAAGUUCAAUGUGUUCAAUUAGUUCUUUGACUAGUAGCAGCAGUGGCUCUUGUAAAAGUCAUCCAAGUCCAUCUGGACACCCUUGGCACAGAUCACUUUCUCAGUCUGUCGGUGUCAGGCCCUCCAGCAUCAACGGUAUGAUGACACUACGCCAUUUGGUAAAUGGUAGUUCCCGUGACUCUGGCUUCACUUCUCAGGACACGUUAUACACACAACCAAUCUCUGAACAUCAGGAAACAUCAGUUCAGUAUGAUAGGCAAAAUCAAAACACAAUCAACGAACGGCCGCACACGAUUUCUUCUGCUUAUGAAAAAGGCCAUCAAAGACCAGCACUCAGUGUCUACACAUUCCAAGCUCCAGAUAAUAGUAGCUGUUGUCAUAGUCAACCCGCUUCUCCAGUUUCUUCUUCCUCUUCAUGUUCUUCCUCUAAUCAACAAGCAUCUAGAGUACAAUUGCGUAGAAAUAAUGGUAGUCAUCGCCCUCCUAUACCAAACAGAUGUUCCAGUUUAGAGCGACCAACAGUUCCAGUAAAAAAUGAACCUCCUGGAAGUCCUAGAGGGAAACCUAAGUUACCACUUCCAGCACACUUAGCAAAAGAAUUAGCAACUCAUCAACUUCAACAACCAAUGUAUGUGAACAUGCACGAAUUAGCAAAUUUAGCUGCAAGUCGCGCUCAAGAGAUGCAGUUACCUUUACCACCACCUCCUGCUUCAUUAUCAGCACCAGGAACUGAAAAGACUGAAAUUACGGAAAAAGAUGGUGGAAGUCAAACAUCAGAAUCUAGUAUUGAAUCUAGCAGUGGAUAUGGAAGUCAAACUACUAUACCGCAUUCUCAUUCACUUCAUAAUCCAACUGAAAAUGCAUGGAAUGUACCUGGUGCUGUAUCUACUUUAACGGUCCGUAGAGGAUCGAUGCAGCAAGUGAAUAAACCUCCACCACCAACAAGACGAACGUCUACUAUUAUAACUGCUACAUUCAAUAAUCCUUCAGCAGGUUCUAACGAUGAACGCACUGAUAAUACUUGCGACGAAACUGAAAAUCUUCCUCCCCCGCCAGCGUUUUUGUUAGAAGGUUCUUCACCUACGGCUAGUCCUACUCCUCAACGAUCUAUCUCAGUGUCGGAAACAGUAAGGACUCUUACAGAGUUACGUCAUACACCUGCUAGUCCAUCUCUUUUACGGAAAGCUACAGGACAAGCACAGUCGCAUAACAAUGCGUCUGCUACAUUACCACAUAAUGCUGUGUUGCAAGUAACUCGAUCAUCUGUUGAACGUUCAUGUGCAGCCAUUCGUUCAGCUUCUCAAGAACGUAAUUCAAAUACUACACAAAUAACUACUGUCAAUACAGGUGUAAAUAUUCAAGGGCAAGGUCCGGGAGGGGUUGGCCAAAGUUUUAUGGCGGUUCUCAGUGCUAAGCUCAUUAACAGUACAGGUAAUAAUGCCACAAGUGGUAACAAUACGAAUAGUAGUCCCAAAUCUACCAGAAAGCACUCCAUUGAACAGCAGAUAAGCAAAAAUUCUAAAACACCAUCUGGUUUUCUCGAGACUUUGAAUGCUAAAUUAGCGCAACAACAGCAAAACUUGCAAGGAAAUAAUACAACGAGUAGAUCCGCAAGCGUAAGACGCAUAAUGGGUAAUCGUGUACCCAUUAUGGAUCCUUUACAAGUCAGGGAUUCUCUCAUGGAUCAAAUACGAAAAGGUACCUCUUUAAGGAAAACCAGUGGUCCCAUUAACGAUCGUUCAGCACCUAAAAUUUAUUGAGUAUUAUAAUACGGAUGUUCGUACAAGUUCCUUUGUUAUUUCUGAUGCAUCUGAUAUUUGCGACCGUUGCAACAAUCGCAACACGCAUUAUCAAGUUUGAACAAUAACGUGUUUACAUCGCCAAAUAAAAUUGCGCUUAUUGCGCGUAUAUAUGUACCUUUACGAACGUACAUUUGGUAAUUGAUAAUCAGUUAGACUGACUUCUUUGCAUUUCGGUGCACUGACGUAAAAUUCAAAGAGUAAAGCCAAUUUUUUACCUGAAUUCGUUAAUAUCGUGUUUAGUUUGAUUAAAAUUAUGUAAAGAAGGCAAGCUCUAUAUUAAAUCCAUCUUUAAUUUAUAUUUCACAAUGCGUGUCAUAAUAUAUAUAAUAUAUACAUAUAUAUUAAUUCAGUGCAAAGAUAAAACGACAUGUCUUGUUUAAUUAAAGAGCCCAAUUUUAUUAUAUCGUACGCGUACUUUAUAAUUUAAAAUAAUAAGAUUUAAAUAAUAUAUUUAUAAACUAAAGUAGUAUAUUUACAUAUUAUUGCAACUUUAAGUUUUAACUUAAGUUGAUGUUUGAUACUAAUGCCUGAUGCUUGCCAGUACUAUGGAAAACCUGACUGACUGAAUCAUAUUUUAGUAGCAAUUUAAUACUUUAUAUUUUAAUUUAAAGAAGAAAUACAAAAUCUGCAUAUAUAAUUUAAUAUAGAGCUCGUGUCUUAAUGUAUUAUUAUUUUACAUGUAGUGAUUAAUUUUACCUGUAUUGUCUGUCUUUCAUUUUCCUGUAUGAAGCGCACAAACACAAUUGUCAUUUUUAUUUCAGACUAUUUUUAUUUUCUACUCAGUAUCGUGUUCCAUGCGAGCACAGGUUCUAAUAGUAGCAUUUGUCAACCAAUAUAAUACUGUUUGGUAUGACAAAAUUGAACGUAAAUGUAUGUGAGUAUUACUGCCCAGGUAGAACUUAAUUUUAGAAUUAGUUUUUAUAUUGGCCCGAUUCCAUCGAGAUUUAUAUCUUUAAUAUUUAUUCAAUAUCGAUAUACAAUAAUAUUGUAUUUUCCAGACUACAGUAUUACUGCAUUAUUUUUUUUGUUUGAACAAUUCGUAAGUUAAUUUUACCACAUCUUGAAAGUUUUUGUAUUAACUUAGUGUAGAUUUCUUUAGAUUAUACCAAUUGUCUUUUACACAUACCGCCUUCUUGCUAGAGAAGUGACACUUUUAAAAAAUCCUUAAUUUCGAUAUGUUUGUAAAAAUUCCCAACUUUUUUUUAAUAAUAAACGAUAUAUAUGAAUAAUAUUUUAUAAAAAAUUUUAGAAAUCUAAAGAUUAUUAGUUAAAUUACAACAAAAUUAUUAAAUUGGUAAAUAAUUACUAAAUUGUUCAAUAAUUAGUAAUCUUCUAUUUCAAGGGUUCUAUUUUAUUUUUAUUAACUGUGGAUCACUUUUCUAGCAAACUAAUGAUAACCACUUAGUCCUAGUUUUAAAACGUAUAUCCAUAUUUCGGAAUACCAUGGAUUUGUAUUUAGAAUACUUCGCGAUUGCAAUGUCUGUCUCUUGCAUAUUGAUUCUACAUAUCCGAAUUUUUGUAUCACUGUGUUUUUUGACAUUAGGGUAAGUAUUGUACAAUACUGUUUUAUAAUAUCGAUAUCUACGAAGUUAGGAGAGCUGUUGAGAUAUGUGCAUUUACUAUUUACUCGAGCAUUUACUGCCAACGUGUUCGACCAAUAUUCUCAUAAAUAUUGUGUCAACAUUUCGUCACAGUACUUGUGUUCUGCCUGGGCAAUGCUGUUCCAAUAUCGAUAAAUAUUAAAAGUAAACGUAUAUAUGUAUAUCAGAUCGGCGAGAAAAUUACUAGUGCGUUAAUACAUCAUUUUUGGUGAAUGUAUACCUUUGCGCAUAUUUAACUAACUGAUGAAAAUUAUGAUCCCAGUGUAACAAAGUAUUAUUAAUCGUAUUCGUCUCGUUUUUUCUUAAGUGACCAUUUGCGAAUAGGAUUCUAUAAUAUCUACUACAUGUACCGUGUUGUUUAUUCGUACGGAUAAACGGUGAUGUACUAACUACAAGCAAAAAAUAUCUAUUGAAUAGAGUAUAAUUGAAAUCUUUGGAAACGACGCCGACUGAACUGAAAACGCUACUGCCAAUUUAUAGACAUUCAAAAAUCGUUCCUUUCAUUCCUGAUGCAGGUGUUAGGUUUUGCAUUUUACUUUAGUGAAGCGUCGCUACGGUUAGUUUUUCUAGCGAACAGUGCAAAUAGUCUUAUUUAUUUCGAGCAAGCAUUUUACCGUUUACAAAUGUGGAUAAAUAGCGAACACAUUUCCAGUGAUAAUGCGAUUUGGUAUUUAAUGCUGAAGUCGAACGUAGGAAAUUACAUAAAUAACAAUAAAGAAAAAGAAGGACGAAGAAAGAAAGAAAGAGAAGAAAGAUCGAUAGCUUUAUAACAAAUAUUCUCUGUAGCUGUGCAAAAAGAAAGAAAGAGAAAAUGUUUCAAUUCCAUCAGCAUUAAAUGACAAACACUUAGUAUGAUAAAUAAAAAGAGCCGUAAUAAUAAAAUAGAUAACCGUAAAAUCUGCUGUAAUAAAAUAAUAUUUAAUGUAGUAAAAAGUUCGAGAGGUGAUUGUUAAUUUGUAAUAAUUAUUUCAGUAGCAGAUCAGAUACAAAGAAUAAAUAAAUAAAAGUAUAACAAACAAAAAACCGAUAUUCGCUUUUUUGCGUGUUCACUUGUCAAUAUACAUAUAUAUAUAUAUACAUAUACAUAUAUAUAAAAUUACGAAGGAAUAAAUUAAUCAAUUUACUAUAUUGAAAACUUUAUUCACAAUAUAUAUAAAAAAAGAGGAACUUUCCAUUCCCUGAUACAUAUAUAACUAAUUGCGACGAUGAUGCUCGUUUAUGUUUUCACGUGGACUAUAGCUUAUCCUAUGAUUACUUACAUAUUAUGUAACUGAUAUAUUUGUAGAUAAAAAAAAA
Bombus impatiens (common eastern bumble bee) is the source of this 6107-nucleotide messenger RNA. RefSeq names its product protein MTSS 2. Gene Ontology annotation, biological process: cell projection assembly; plasma membrane organization. Bases 547 to 3168 code for a protein of 873 amino acids. Gene Ontology annotation, cellular component: actin cytoskeleton; cytoplasmic side of plasma membrane. The record is from RefSeq and is a predicted model, not a curated record. Lineage: Eukaryota; Metazoa; Arthropoda; Insecta; Hymenoptera; Apidae. The transcript has 13 exons. Gene Ontology annotation, molecular function: actin binding; phospholipid binding.